This is a messenger RNA of Plutella xylostella (diamondback moth), 2378 nucleotides long. RefSeq names its product transmembrane 7 superfamily member 3. Gene Ontology annotation, cellular component: plasma membrane. Lineage: Eukaryota; Metazoa; Arthropoda; Insecta; Lepidoptera; Plutellidae. The record is from RefSeq and is a predicted model, not a curated record. Gene Ontology annotation, biological process: negative regulation of programmed cell death.
CGCUCACUAACUGUGUUGUUUUCGUUCAUUCAAUUUGGUAGUGGGUGGAUUAUUGUUGUGAUUAUUGUUUGUUUGUUUAAAAAUGAAGUCGGUGAUUAUUUAACGAAUAGCAUAAUGUAAGGUGCAUAAAAAAGGGAAACAUACAUUUCAUCUAGUUGAGUGAUAAUUAAUAGGAAACGCCAGUUUUAUUCACUGAAGCCUACAUUUGGCUCUGUCAAACAAACAGCUGAUCAAAGUUUUGACAGCUAGAAACACAACAACAAGCGAAAAUCAGAAGGAAGGUCGACGUAAAUAAAUACAAAAAUACCGACUAAUCGCAAUAAAGACAUGUGAUAAUGGUGCCGGAUAAAUGUUUGUUGUGUUUCGUGUUAGUUUUGUUCAGUGCCGUUGCUGUUGCCACUCAAAAUGCCACCAUAACAAUGCCACUAAACAAACCAAUCACGACAAACAAUAAGGAACUAUACGGAGACUUUCUGUACGUCAACCAGUCCAGUACUCUACAAGUUAACUUUAGUGCUGUCCCGAAAACAGUAUCAUUUCUCAUAUUCCAAGUUCACAGUCACCUGGUUAAUGUGACAUUGUACAAUAAUACUCUUACUGCGGGGUCUUAUGUUGUUGGCACUAACAUUGGACUGUACACUUCUGCUAAAAAGCCUGAUACAUUCUUUAUUUACAAUCAAAAUGUUGAUGAUGUUCAAAUAUAUGUGUCUGUACACGGAUAUAAGAUUACAGACCCAAUCCCAGGGGGUUGUAACAUGGAAUUUCCCAUACCGAUAGCACCAUACCUCCGCAUCACUUACAACCGGGAGUAUUUCUUUGUUGACGGAGCCGCAGCCAAAGAUAUAACUGAUGUCAACUGCAACAGUGUGAAGGAUGUGGAGGUUACUUUCUACAGGGUGUACUUGAAAGAACGGGACUUCAGUCCGGAGGCUUACUUUGCGGGCCUAAAGAGUGUGAUGACUUUGGACAAUGUGCUUGAAAAUGGCGAGGUUAUCCCAGAAACAGGCGUGAUGUGGUCAAUGCGGCGCAUGCUGAGCGCCUAUGCUGGCACUGGCUCGGCGCUGGUGGGCGUGGCGCGCGCCGCGUCCGGCUACUCGCUGUAUGUGCCCGCCGUCACAUACGCAUGUCGUCCCGAGCUGGGCGAUGCUGACUGCGAGCUGCUGGAUGACGUGCUCUCCCAGAUGAUAUGCGCGGCCCUUCUGUUCGUGGGGCUGUUCGUCUGCUACUUCGGACACCGGUUCUUCAAGACGGAGAUGUUCCUCAUAGGGAUGGCCUCUGGUGCCCUCGUCACGUACAUCAUCAUCGCGAUUAUUGCGGAUUUGGAGCGGCCUGCUCUAGUGGGAGCGUCGCUCCUCUCCGGCGUAUUCUUCGGGGCCAUCUGGCUGGUGUUCUGGUGGUUCUACGGCAUCCCAGUGUUCGCUGUUCUGUUGUCCACGCUCAACCUCGGCUUCUUGAUCGCCGCCAUUGUGUAUUACCGGUUGCCUGGUGGCAAUGAAAUCCUAGAGCAAGACUUCAAUUUCUGGACAGUGUUCAUAUUCAUAAUGACACUCACAUCAGUCACAUUAAUAUCUAUAACCUUCCUAUCCAACUUGCUAUGCUGUUGCAUACUGGGAGCGUAUGCGAUUAUUUACCCUAUAGACUUCUAUAUAGGGGGCAAUUUGAAGUACAUUAUUAUAAAUACUUUGAGGAGAGCAACGGUUCCGAAGUUCAAUUAUGCUGUGUUGUCCCCACCGUUUCAGCUCAAUGACGCCCUGCUAACCCUGCUCUGGGUGGCUCUGGCCGCGACCGGGUUCCUGUACCAGCACUACCGUCACCGCGGCCGCCCGCCCUUCCCGCCGCCGCCGCGCAGCAUCAGCCCUAGGAUGCCCGAGGGUCCUACGGUGUAUGGAGUGUGGACUGGCUACCCUCAGCGAGUGAUCACAGUGACUCCUCAACCAGUGAACAUCAGGAUAGAGGAACCGGCCCGCACCACGGAAAGAACGCCUCUACUGGCCUAGACAUAAGGAAUAUAUUGGUAUGAUGUUUCAUAUAAUAAGUCGACCUUAUAUGAAAGCCUCUACAGGGGCUAGACAUAAGGAAUAUAUUGGUAUGAUGAUUAAAGUAAUAAGUCUUCCUUAAAUGAUUUCAUGGGAAUAUCAAAUGUCUCGUUAAGUUAUGUUUAGUUUUGUAGGAGUAAAGUAUACUCUAGCGUCUCAAAAGACUUUGGAUAUUACAGGUAGUGAAGACGUUGAUUUUUUAUGCGUUUGUUGAAUUUAUCAAAAAAAUAUAUUAAUUAUAAGUAAUACUGGCACAAAACUUAUAUCAUAAGUUACUAGCUAGUAAGUACCUUCUCAAAAUAAACCUAUCAUCAGAAAUAUAAAUGUUAACGUUAUAAACAU